Messenger RNA from Durio zibethinus, 1383 nucleotides. Lineage: Eukaryota; Viridiplantae; Streptophyta; Magnoliopsida; Malvales; Malvaceae. The record is from RefSeq and is a predicted model, not a curated record.
AUGAUUGUGAGGAACCUUAACACAGACCAACAUGCUCUUCUCGAAUUUAAGCACCAAAUCAUUGAUCCUCACAACAUCUUAGUCAACAACUGGACCACCACUACCUCUGUUUGCAAUUGGGUUGGUGUCUCUUGCGCUUCUAAGCAUAGGAGAGUCAGCACUUUGAAUCUUCCCAACAUGGAUCUUGCAGGAAUUGUCCCUCCACAUUUGGGAAAUCUCUCGUUCUUAGUAUCUCUUGAUCUGAGUCACAACAAUUUUCAUGGCCAUUUGCCGAGAGAGUUGGGGCAAUUAAAUCGUCUGGAACUUAUUGAAUUAAGCUUCAACUUUCUUAGUGGGGAAAUUCCUUCGUGUUUUGGGGGAUUAAAAAAAGUUUUAUCCUUGAGUCUCCAGAACAACAAUUUGACAGCUAUUUAUAACAUUUCCUCCCUACAUAUGAUUUCUCUUUCAUUCAACAAUCUAUCUGGUAGUUUACCUGAAGAUAUAUGUCACCAUCUUCCAAAUCUUGAGACACUUUACUUGGGCUCAAAUGAGUUUUCUGGUCAAAUUCCAUCAAGCAUAGAUGAAUGCAGGUGUCUUCAAAAUUUAACAUUAGACUCUAACAGAUUCAGUGGCAGCAUUCCAAGGAGUAUUGGAAAUUUAACGAGGCUCAAAGUGCUAUACUUGGGUGGCAAUAAUUUGGAAGGUGAGAUCCCUUCUGAAAUUGGAAAUCUUUUGAGCUUGGAGAUAUUUGCUGCCCAAAAUAUGAGCCUUGUUGGUCCAAUGCCAGCUUCCAUCCUUAAUCUUUCUUCCUUGAAAGAAAUUAAUCUCUAUAACAAUAGUGUCUCUGGUAGUAUUCCCUCAAAUAUUGAUGCUUGCAGCAAUCUUCAAAAGUUAUCAUUAUCUUUUAAUCGCUUCAAUGGAUUCAUUCCAAAAAGUAUAGGAAAUUUAUCCAAACUUGAGGAGAUAUAUCUAGGUGAUAAUGAUGUAGAAGGUGAGAUCCCUUCAGAAAUUGGAAAUCUUCUAAGCUUGAAGAUAUUUUCUGUCAGAAAUAUGAGGCUAAUUGGUCCAAUACCGGCUUCCAUCUUUAACCUUACUUCUUUGAAAGAAAUUUAUCUCUAUAGCAAUAAUCUCUCUGGUAGUAUUCCAGAUAAUAUAUGUUACUCUCUUUUCAAACUUGAGGUGCUUCACAUAUCCCACAACGAAUUUUCUGGUUACCUUCCAUCAAAUAUUGGUGACUGCGGUGAAAUUCCAUGGGAGAUUGGGAAUCUUAUUUCAUUGGAGAUAUUAGAUGCACCAUUCAUGCAUUUAAAUGGGUUGAUUCCACAUGCUAUCUUCAACAUUUCUUCUUUGAAAAUAAUUGACCUCCCGAACAAUAAUCUAUCAGUGUGUAUCUGCGUGGAGUAG